AUGUGGUCGGCCGGAUUCAUCGCAAUAGUAUUCUACGUCUUCCUCGGCGCGAACCUGUUCUCUCGCCGGUCGCCGUAUUUCCACGACCGCGGAGCACCGCCCCCCGGCGCGUGGGCAGAUGGACCACUGAAGCUAGUCGAUACUCCGUGGACGCUGCACCAAAAGAACGACCUCUUUACCACCGCGGCCACGCACAUGGCGCUCCUGCACAACGCCAUCGUCCGCGGCUACAACUCCAUCUACCUGCAGGCGCCGCACGUCCGGGGCGACGACGUGCCCGACUUUGCGGCGUACGCCCUGACGUGGCACAAGUUCCUGGUGUCGCACCACGACGACGAGGAGGCCAAGCUGUUCCCGGACAUGGCCGGGAUACUCAGGGACGACGGGAUCUGGGGCAACAUGACGCAGGAGCACGGUACUCACUACUCGCGAGAGACGCCCAUGUUUUGUUGUUGCACGCAGGGCACAUACCAUGCUGACGCUGAUAUUUUCGCAGAAUCCUUCCUGCCCGGGCUCGCUGCCUUCCAGGCACUCCUCAACACCACCGACGCGACGGCGUAUGACCCCGGGGCCCUCCUCGGGGUCAUGGACUCGUUUGCGGCGGACCUCUCGGCGCACCUGCACAAUGAGGUGGCCGUCAUGGCGGCCAUGGCGGCGCACGAGAACGCGCCGGCGCGGGAGUCUCUCCGGGGCGCGCUGGCGGGCGACAUGCUCAAGGCGUGGGGGAAGAACACCGUCACAAAGGCCGGGUACGUCGACGUGCUGCCGUUCUUCCUGCUCAACACGGACCGGACGUUUGAGGGCGGCGUGUGGAGGAACUGGCCGCGCAUGCCCGAGGCCGUUCGGUGGAGUAUGGUGAAUCUGGUGGGGAUGAGGCACGGCCCGCGGUGGAGGUUUUCGAGCUGCGAUGCUGCCGGGCGGCCGAGGGAGCUGUUUGCUUUGAAGGCCUUGAGAGAAGAGAAGGAGAAGGGGAAGGAGAGAUCUGAGUUGUAG
This is a messenger RNA of Metarhizium robertsii ARSEF 23, 993 nucleotides long. Its product is annotated as hemerythrin HHE cation binding domain-containing protein. The record is from RefSeq and is a predicted model, not a curated record. Bases 1 to 993 code for a protein of 330 amino acids. NCBI's taxonomy places the organism in Eukaryota, Fungi, Ascomycota, Sordariomycetes, Hypocreales, Clavicipitaceae. The transcript is spliced from 2 exons.